CUUUUGCAACGCCCCUCUUGCACUCACUCCCCCCGUGCUCUCUUCGCCGAAACAUCCCACCAAUCCCCCGCCUCUGCUUCCUGUCGCCGCUCGCUCUGCUCCCCGCCCGAUGGAGUUCUCCCGCCGCGGCCCAGCCACCGACGACCCUCCGCCGCACGGGGAGGCAAUGCUGGUGAUGAGGGACGCCCUGCUGUGGCAGCUCCAGAAGGACCGCCUUCGCCAGGAGAUCAUCGUGGCCGAGCUGGCCAAGAUAGAGUGCGCCACGGCCCUGCGCGCUGUGUCCGGUCACCACGGCACGCCAAUGCCCCGGGACAGCAUGCCGCAGCACAGAGGGCCCGUCUUCGGCUGGGAACACUACGCCGACGUGGGUGAGGAAAAUGAUGUGAAGCUACCAAGCAACUAUGGAAGGCAGAGUGCAGAGUCCAGAUUUUGGAACCCCGCCGUGGAAGAUCGCGCAGAAAAAUGCUGCAGCCCGUGCAAAUGCAGGGUUAAUUCGGGUGAACAUAACUCGGCAUUUGAUGAACAGAAACCGCGAGAUUCCAGUGAGAAUGUUCCUCCAGAUAAAGCGUCGCCUGCGGAGAAGUGGGAACUGACAGGAAUAACCAUACCAGUUAAGAAGCCGAAGCCACCCAUGAGCCCCAGAAAAAGAAAGAAGCCACCCACAAGAUGGAUUUGCCCGGUGUGCCAGGUACAAGUAAACUCUGCGCAGAAGCAUUGUGCUGGGAAGAAGCACCAGUCAAAUAUAGCAACAUUGGAAUCAAACAUUAAGGCCAUCGGUUAUCAGAAGAUCCGGAAGCCACCUUUAGCAGGUUGCAGCAUUUGUCAAGUUAUGUGUGGCAGCGAAUCAAAUCUUGAGAUCCACCUGACGGGUAAAAGGCACUUAAAGAAGAUUCAAGCUCUAUUCGAAGAAAGCAAUAACAAGGCAAUCAAUUCUGAGUCUCUAAAAGCAAACUUGAACCCGGACAGCGGGCCGCUACAUGUGGAGAAAAUGAACUGUGACUUAGACUCAGAGAACCACCUCAGAGAUGAAAGACACAAACUGAAUGUUCCAGAAAUUUCCAAAGAACAAACACCAUCCUCGGAAUGGGAUUGCACUAUGUGCCAGGCCAAAUGUGUCUCUAAAGCCCAUUUCGAGAAUCACUGCAUAAGCAGAAAGCAUCAACAGAGGACCCAGGUGAUACUCAGUGAAGGCGAUAUCACGAAAACGGGCAGGACCCAUGUGAUACUCAGCGAAGGCGAUGUCACGAAAAUGGGCAAUCUCCACAUGGAAGCAUCAUGCAAAGAAGGCAGUAACAACGAUAUGACAAAGAACAUUGCGUCACAGGAAGCAAAAUCGGAUGAGAGCAAUGUGCCAGAGCAUGCAGAGAAACCACCUUCAGCACAGAGUUGCAACAUUUGCCAAGGUAUCUGUAACUGUGCACCAGAUUUUGAUAUGCCACAACAUGUAGAGGAUAUUAGUUGCAAAUUAAACUGGGAGAGCUACCCCAGGCUCAGAGACCAGAGUCUCCAACUGAUGGAUGAUUGUGCCCUUCGUGAAAAAUUUAACCAAGAAAAAAGCAAUCCACCAGAAGUUUGCAAGGACCAAAUAUCAUCCUCAGAAUGGGACUGCGCUACAUGCCAGGCCAAAUGUAACUCUGCACCUCAAACCGAGCAUCACUGUAAAAGCGGAAAGCAUCAACAGAAGAUCGAUGUGACACUCCAUGAAGGCGAUAUUGCCGAAGUUAGCAGUCUCAGUGCAGCCCCAUGCAAAGAAGACAAUAACAGUCAUAUGGACGUUGCGCCAUGGGAAGCAAAAUCGGAUGAGUGCAUUGUGUCGCAGCAUGUAGAGAAGCCACCUUCAGUAUGGAGUUGCAGCGAUUGCCAAGUUAUCUGUGCCCGCGAAUCAGAUUUUGAGGUCCACCUGAAGCGUGAAAGGCACUUGAUGAAGAUUGGAGCCCUGCUCGAAGUAAGUAAGAACAUGGCAAUUUCCGAGUCACAGAAAGCAAACCUGUACCCGGACAGUGUGCCGCAGCAUGCGGAGAAAAUGAAUUGUGAAUUAGACUUGGAGAACAACCUCAGAGAUGAGAGACACCAACUGAAUGUUCGCUCCCCUUGCAAAGAAAACAACCAAAUGAAAAACAAUCCUCCACAAAUUGUCAAGGACCAAGAACCACCCUCAGAAUGGGAUUGCGCUAUGUGUAAGGACAAAUGUAACUCUGAACCUCAGAUUGAGCAUCAUUGUGAAAGCAGAAGGCAUCAACAGAAGACCGAUGUGACGCUCCGUGAAUGCGAUAUUGCGAUAGUGAACAGUCUCCACAUCACAGCCUUAUGCAAGGAAGGCGAUAACAACAGCACGGGCAUUACACCACAGGAAGCAAAAUCAGACGAGAACAAUGUGCAGCAGCAUGCAGAGAAGCCACCUCUGGCAUGGGAUUGCAGCGAUUGCCUAGUUACGUUUAAUCGCGAAUCAGAUUUGGUGUUCCACCUGAACGGUAAAAGACACUUAAAGAAGUUUUGGGCCCUACUCGAAGAAAGCAAGAAUAAGGCAAUGAAUUCUGAGUCACAGACAGCAAACAUGAACCAGGACAGUGUGCCACAGCAUGCGGAGAAAACAAAUUGCGAACUGAACUGGGAGAGCUACCUCAGACUCAGAGACGAGAAACACCAACUCAAUGUUCAGGCCUGUGAAGCAAUCAACAAAGAUAAAAACAGUCCAGCAAAAAAGGACCAAAUACCGUCCUCGGAAUGGGACUGCGCUAUGUGCCAGGCCAAAUGUAACUCUAAAGCUCAACUUGAGCAUCACUGCACAAGCAGAAAGCAUUGGCAGAAGACCCAGGUUGUACUUGGCGAAGGUGAUAUUGCAAAUGUAAGCAGUCUUUGCCUCGAAGCCCCAUGCAAAGAAGUCAGUAACAACGAUAUGGCGAAGAACAUUGUGUCACAGGAAGCAAAGUUGCAUGAGAAAAAUGUGCUAAAGCAUGCAGAGAAGCCACCUUUAGUAGGUUGCAGCAUUUGCCAAGUUAUCUGUGGCCGCGAAUCAGAUCUAGAGAUCCACCUGAAGGGUAAAAGGCACUUGAAGAUUCGAACUCUUUUCGAAGAAAGCAAUAAGGCUAUCAAUUCUGAGUCUCUGAAAGCAAACUUGAACUCGGACAGCGGGCCGCUACAUGUGGAGAAAAUGAACUGUGACUUAGACUCGGAGAACCACCUCAGAGAUGAAAGACACAAACUGAAUGUUUGGACCCUUUGCGAAACAAUCAACCAAGAGGAAAACAGUCCACCAGAAAUUUCCAAAGAACAAACACCAUCCUCGGAAUGGGAUUGCGCUAUGUGCCAGGCCAAAUGUGUCUCUAAAGCCCAUUUCGAGAAUCACUGCAUAAGCAGAAAGCUUCAAGAGAGGACCCAAGUGAUACUCAGCGCAUGCGAUAUCACGAAAACGGGCAAUCUCCACAUGGAAGCAUCACGCAAAGGCAGGAACAACGAUAUGGCAAGUAACAUUGCGCCACAGGAAGCAAACUCGGAAGAGAGCAAUGUGUCGCAGCAUGCAGAGAAACCACCUUCAGUAGAGAGUUGCAACAUUUGCCAAGGUAUCUGUAACUGCGCACCAGAUUUUGAUAUGCCACAGCAUGUACAGGAAACAAUUUGCAAAUUAAACUGGGAGAGCUACCCCAGAAUCAGAGACGAGAGUCUCCAACCGAUGGAUGAUCGGGCCCUUCGCGAAAAUUUUAACCAAUACAAAAGCAACCCGCCAGAAAUUUCCAAGGACCAAAUACCAUCCUCGGAAUGGGAUUGCGCUAUAUGCCAGGCCAAAUGUAACUCUGAACCUCAAAUCGAGCAUCACUGUAGAAGUGGAAAGCAUGAACAAAAGAUUGAUGUGACACUCCACGAAGGUGAUAUUACCGAAGUUAGCAGUCUCAUUGCAGCCCCAUGCAAAGAAGGCAAUAAUAGCCAUAUGGGCAUUGCGCCACGGGAAGCAAAAUCAGACGAGAGCAAUGUGUCGCAGCAUGCAGAGAAGCCACCUUCAGUAUGGGGUUGCAGUGAUUGCCAAGUUAUCUGUGGUCGCGAAUCAGAUUUUGAGGUCCACCUGAAGGGUGAAAGGCACUUAAAGAAGAUUGGAGCCCUGCUCGAAGAAAGCAAGACCAUGGCGAUAUCCGAGUCACAGAAAGCAAACUUGUACCCGGACAGCGUGCUGCAGCAUGCGGAGAAAAUGAAUUGUGAAUUAGACUUGGAGAACAACCUCAGAGAUGAGGGACACCAACUAAAUGUUCGCUCCCCUUGCAAAGAAAACAGCCAAAUGAAAAACAAUCCUCCAGAAAUUGUCAACGACCAAGAACCACCCUCAGAAUGGGAUUGUGCUAUGUGUCAGGAAAAAUGUAACUCUGAAUCUCAGAUUGAGCAUCAUUGUGAAAGCAGAAGGAAUCAAGAGAAGACCCACGUGAUACUCCGCAAAGGCGAUAUUGCGAUAGUGAACAGUCUCCACAUCACAGCCUCAUGCAAGGAAGGCGAUAACAGCACGGGCAUUACACCACAGGAAGCAAAAUCAGACGAAAACAAUGUGCAGCAGCAUGCAGAGAAGCCACCUCCGGCAUGGGAUUGCAGCGUUUGCCAACUUACGUGUAACCGCGAAUCGGAUUUGGUGUUCCACCUAAACGGUAAAAGGCACUUAAAGAAGUUUCGGGCCCUACUCGAAGAAAGCAAGAAUAAGGCAAUGAAUUCUGAGUCACAGACAAUAAACUGGAACCAGGACAGUGUGCCGCAACAUGCGGAUAAAACAAAUUGCAAACCAAACUGGGAGAGCUACCUUGGACUCGGAGACGAGACACACCAACUCAAUGUUCAGGCCAUCGGCGAAGCAAUCAACCAAGAUAAAAACAGUCCGUCAAAAAAAGACCAGAUACUGCCCUCAGAAUGGAACUGCGCUAUGUGCCAGGCCAAAUGUAACUCAAAAGCUCAAUUUGAGCAUCACUGCACAAGCAGAAAGCAUCAGCAGAAGAUCCAGGUUAUACUUGGCGAAGGUGGUAUUGCAAAAGUAAGCAGUCUCCACAUGGAAGCAUCAUGCAAAGAAGGCAGUAACAACGAUAUGGUGAACAGCGUUGUGUCACAGGAUGCAAAAUCGCCUGAGAAAAAUGUGCCACAGCAUGCAGAGAAGCCACCUUUAGUAGGUUGCAGCAUUUGCCGAGUUAUCUGUGGCCGCGAAUCAGACCUAGAGGUCCACCUGAAGGGUAAAAGGCACUUAAAGAAGAUUCGAGCUCUAUUCGAAGAAAGCAAUAAGGCAAUCAAUUCUGAGUCUCUGAAAGCAAACUUGAACCUGGACAGCGGGCCGCUUAAUGUGAAGAAAAUGAAUUGUGACUUAGACUCGGAGAACCACCUCAGAGAUGAAAGACACCAAGAGGAAAACAGUCCACCAGAAAUUUCCCAAGACCAAACACCAUCCUCGGAAUGGGAUUGUGUUAUGUGCCAGGCCAAAUGCAUCUCUAAAGCCCAUUUCGAGAAUCACUGCAUAAGCAGAAAGCAUCAACAGAGGACCCAGGUGAUACAAAGCGAAGGUGAUAUCACGAAAACGGGCAGGACCCAUGUGGUACUCAGCGAAGGCGAUAUCACGAAAAUGGGCAAUCUCCACAUGGAAGCGUCAUGCAAAGAAGGUGGUAACAACGAUAUGGCAAAGGACUUUGGGUCACAGGAAGUAAAAUCGCAUGAGAGCGAUGUGCCAGAGCACGAGUCACCUUCAGUACAGGGUUGCAGCAUUUGCCAAGGUAUCUGUAACUGCAAAUCAGACUUAGAUAUCCACCUGAUGAGUACAAGAAUCCGAGCUGUCGCAGAAAAAUGCAAGAACACGGCAAUGAGUUCUGAGUCACAGAAAGCAAAGUUGAAUCCAAAUGACGUGCCACAACAUGUAGAGGAAACGAGUUGCAAAUUAAACUGGGAGAGCUACCCCAGACUCGGAAACGAGAAUCUCCAACUGAUGGAUGAUCAGGCCCUUUUUGAAAAAAUCAACCAAGAUAAUAACAAUGCACCAGAAAUUGCCAAGGACCAAAUACCAUCCUCAGAAUGAGAUUGCACUACAUGCCAGGCCAAAUGUAAUUCUAGGGCUCAAUUUGAGAAUCACUGCAUGAGCAGAAAGCAUCAAAGGAAGGCCCAGGUGAUGCUUGCCAGAGGCAAUUUGUCGUAAACAGGUCGUGUCGAGACCGCGGAUGAACUACCUUCAGAUCAGAUGGCUCGAAUGGCAAUGAUGAGCUUCCUUUGGAUGGCUCAGGUAGCAAGAAUGAAUUGCCUUGGGAGAAAGUGGAGUGAAAAAGGCAUUGAACCUUUGAGAGGUCUGCCAUCUGCAGUGCAACAUCUGUAGAACGCUGGAACAUCGCCGUGUGGGAAGCUAUCCGAAGCUAGGGCUUGUGUUCGUGUAUGCAGGUGUAUGGUUGUUAGGGGAAGUUGCAAACAUGAUGUAUGUACAUUCAUUCAAAUCUAAUGGUGUCCAUUUCAGGACAAACUGCUGACUGGUUUCCUGUUUUAAUUUUCAAUGAUUCAUGUCAUGUGAUGAUCAAGUAUACAUACUGUACGAUCCAGCAGUUUGCUAUGUCUUUACUGAGAUCAGAAGAU
Messenger RNA from Triticum dicoccoides, 6567 nucleotides. RefSeq lists its product as uncharacterized. Gene Ontology annotation, molecular function: nucleic acid binding; zinc ion binding. The record is from RefSeq and is a predicted model, not a curated record. Lineage: Eukaryota; Viridiplantae; Streptophyta; Magnoliopsida; Poales; Poaceae. Bases 110 to 6025 code for a protein of 1971 amino acids. The transcript has 3 exons.